Messenger RNA from Helobdella robusta, 657 nucleotides. RefSeq lists its product as hypothetical. NCBI's taxonomy places the organism in Eukaryota, Metazoa, Annelida, Clitellata, Rhynchobdellida, Glossiphoniidae. The transcript has 4 exons. Gene Ontology annotation, molecular function: mRNA binding. The coding region runs from base 1 to 657 and encodes 218 amino acids. The record is from RefSeq and is a predicted model, not a curated record. Gene Ontology annotation, cellular component: ribonucleoprotein complex; nucleus.
AUGGACCCCAAAACAGACAAAAGUUCUAUUCACCAGCAGUUAAUUGAUCAUGGCUUACCUGAACAAGUUAUUGAAGAAAUUGAAAAUUUUCAAAAAACAGGGUUGUUUAGUGACACUGACCCAGAUGAGCGGGCCUGUGAGGCCCUGAAGGAGCUAGGAGCUACUGAGGCCCUUAGUGUUUUAUCUGAACUGAAGCAAUCACCAAAUAUUGAACAUGUAUCUAACAAGAGUGCCUUAUUGUGCAGUUUGAUCAAAGCGUACAGACAGAAAGUUAAGCAGGGGUUGGAUGUCGGGGUGGCUGUCAAACGACCUGGCCCUGAUGAGGUCAAGUUGAAGAUAUUUGUUGGUCGAAUUCCUCGCGACAUGUUCGAAGACGUUCUGGUUCCUCUGUUUGAACAGUGUGGCACCAUCUGGAACCUUCGCCUCAUGAUUGAACCUUCCACUGGAUAUAGUCGAGGUUUUUGCUUUGUCACUUUUAGCACAAAAGAAGGGGCCCAGGAAGCUGUGAAGAAGUACAACGGUUACGAAAUAUCUCCUGGAAAAUUUCUUAAAGCAAACAUAUCAGUGGCCAACGUCAGGCUUUUUGUUGGAAACAUCCCAAAAAAUAAGAGCAGGGAUGAUAUAUUAGAGGAAUUCAAGAAGCAUGCUGGUUUGUGA